Molecule: messenger RNA, 2542 nt
Organism: Numida meleagris (helmeted guineafowl)
Lineage: Eukaryota; Metazoa; Chordata; Aves; Galliformes; Numididae
Gene: SYNC
Product: syncoilin, intermediate filament protein
Exons: 5
Coding region: 468-2087 (539 amino acids)
Cellular component (GO): intermediate filament
Source: RefSeq, a predicted model, not a curated record
ACAGAGCUGUGCCGGGUCCGACACCCGAGCCGCCCGUUGCCUGGUAAUGUCCACAAAACAGCCGGGGCGAUCCUCUUACCGGGAACAGCUGAGCGCAGCCCCCCGCCCCCGGGUACCCCACCAGGGUUUGCUGCACGCCUGACCCGCAGGUCCCUCGGCUUGGCAGAUGCAGAUAGAGAUUUAUAUUUAUCCGCACAACUUGCCCGAAUGGACAGCAUUCCUCUCCCGCUCUGCUCCCCCACCAGCGCGUGCUGCCAGGCCGGGAGACGGACACGAGCAGUUAUUUUAAACCGGGCGGCGAGCAAGGUGACGGCGGCGGUGACGUGGGGACGGGGACAGGGUGGCACUUGGGGAUGUUGCAAGCAGUGGUGCGCGUUGCCAGGCGGUUUCGGGGCACGUAAGCUGGCGACUUCCUGAGCUGCGAGCGCUGACUUCCUGAGCGGGCACGGCCAGGGCGGAGGGACCUGAUGGCAGAGCCAGAGCCCCCUCCAGAACCGCAGCCGGAUGAAGCAGGAGCAGCCCCAGCCCUGCACCCCGGGGCUCCGUGCAGCCCAACAGAGCCAGCACAGGGCCUGGGGGCUGCUCCUGCUCCGGGCACCUGCGGGGAGCUGCAGGAAUGCGCUGGGGACACAGCCUUGAACUUCACCAUGCCGGGAGCACUGCUGGGUGAGGAGACAGCCAGGGCAGGGCCCCCACUGGGGGUGAAUGGAGCAGAAGUCCCACUGGAUGCGGAAACAGAUGAACAGAUCCUUCCAGACAUGGAUGCUGGCGAGACAGGGACCCCGCUGGAUGUGGAUGGGGCAGGAAUCCCAUUGGAUGUGGAAGAUGAAGUAGGGAUCCCUCUGGAUAUGGAUGCUGGUGGAACAGGGACACUUCUGGAUGCUGAUGGAGCAGGACUCCCACUGGAUGUGGAAGCAGAAGGAUUAGGGAUCCUGCUGGAUAUGGAUGCCGCUGUGGCAGGACUCCUGCUGGAUAUGGAUGGGGCAGGAAUCCCACUGCACGUGGGUGGGGCAGAGAUCCCGCUGGAUGCAGCCGGGGCAGAGAUCCCAUUGGCCAUGGACACCGACGGGGCAGGGAUCCCGCCAGGAGCAGCAGGGACAGCGGUCCCGCAGGACAUGGACGCGGAAGGGGCGGGCACCCCGCAGGCCACGGAGGGCACGGAGCGGCCGUGCCUCAGCCUGGAGGAGCUGGGCGAGUACUUCCAGGAGUGCAUCGAGGCGGUGGAGCAGCUGGAGAAGGAGCGCGAUGCCCUGAUCGAGGAGCUGACGCAGCUCCGCGAGCCGGCGCUGCAAGAUAUCCGCCAUGCCCACCAGGAGAUCCAGGCCGCCUGCCGCCUGCUGGCCAAGGUGGAGCUGGAGCGGGACAACCUGAAGGACGAGAUCCGUCAGAUCAAGCAGAAGCUCUUCAAGGUGACCAAGGAGUGCGUGGCCUGCCAGUACCAGCUGGAGAGCCGCCGCCACGACCUCUCGCAGCACGCGGCCUACCGGGACGAGCUGGAGAACCAGGCCGGGCGGCUGUCGGGCGAGCUGAGCCGCCUGCGGGAGAGCUGCGAGAAGGAGAAGGAGGCCCUGAGGCAGCGCCUGGAGGCCCCGCCGUGCCGCCAGGACCAGCAGUACCUGCAGGAGAGCCGGCGGCUGUCGGCCGAGUUCGAGAGCUUGGUGACGCGGAGCCGCCGCGGCCUGGAGGAGCACUACGAACCGCAGCUGCUGCGGCUGCUGGAGAGGCGCGAGGCGGGGACGCGGGCGCUGCAGGAGCUGCAGGGAGAGGUGCAGGGCAUGAAGGAGGCCCUGCGGCCCUUGCAGGGGGAGGUGAGCCGGCUGCGGCUGCAGAACCGGAGCCUGGAGGAGCAGAUCGUGCUCGUCAAGCAGAAGCGCGACGAAGAGGUUGGGCAGUACAGGGAGCAGGUGGAGGAGCUGGAGGACAGGCUGAAGGAGCUGAAGAACAGCGUCCAGCUCCAGCAGCGCAAGAACCAGGAGCUGGAGGAGCUGCGCAGCAGCCUGCACCACGAGCUGGCCAUCUACAAGGGCUGCUUAGAAAUCUACGGCCACCUUUGCAAAUCUGAAGAAAAACCAGACCAAGAAUGUUAGAGGUGAGAUGAGAGCCCAGCCUUUCCCUCCCUGAACUGCAGCGGGAGGAGCCUGCAGGGACAGCUCCUCUCCCUGCUCUCCUUGGUGCCCCAAGUCAGGAGCCCAGGACUCUGCUGCGGAUCUUCUGCUCAACACGAGCAGAGAAAACGGUACCUGCACUGAACAAUGGACAUGGCCAAAGAAUUACACGUGUAUGUUUUGCUGUGUUUGGAAAACGUAUCUUGCCCUGCACAUACACCUGCACAGAAAGGACUGCUCGGGAACCAGGGGGAGGGGGCUCGUUCUGGAGCUGACGUACUGAAGCUUUUCCUUUUGUAGUUCAAGCGGUGUUUGCUGCAUUGUGACAGGCUCCACCGAGGGCCACAGACACUGAAGUCUGUGGAUAAAAGGUUUCCACUUUAUAGUCUCACACUGAAAAUAAAGGUCAGAGUUUAAGGAUCUUUCUAUUUCUCAAA